This is a messenger RNA of Linum trigynum, 2564 nucleotides long. The record is from the annotation of a GenBank genome assembly. NCBI's taxonomy places the organism in Eukaryota, Viridiplantae, Streptophyta, Magnoliopsida, Malpighiales, Linaceae.
ACAAUCCUGAUGGUCAUGAUUACACCUCGGAUUUCAUUGAUGGCGUGAAAUAACCAACGAAUGGAAAAGAAAAAAAAUAAUGUGAAUAAUGAAAUUCAAGUAAAGAACUUGUAGAUUGGAUCAAUAGUCCGUUUUUUGAUUCGUUAUGUAUAAACGAGCUUUCUAUGUUAUACUAUUCAAUUCUCGACGAUGAAUCGAUUUCAUAGGUCAGAUAUUGUUAUUCAUGAUAUUGAUCUGAUUCGAUAUCAUCGAGAUGGAAUUCAUCCCAUGAAUUUCGAGGCAAAGGGUUUAGCAUCUCUAUGGGAUUAAAUCCCGAGUUAUUGCGAAGUAAAGAAAAACAAAACGAUGAGAUUAUGGAAGUAAAUAUUCUCGCAUUUAUUGCUACUGCACUCUUCAUUCUAGUUCCUACUGCUUUUUUACUUAUAAUUUAUGUAAAAACUGUUAGUCAAAGUGAUUAAUUUGAAUGAAACUUGACUUCUUAGUUCUCAUCAAUAUGAACGAUUAAAGAAAAACUGGAAAAAAAAAAUUCCAAUUGCGGAGUUGCAAGCAUAUGAAGCAGCUACUGAGAUUGCCAAGGGUUUUGGGUUUUAUUUGGUGAGGGCAUCAAACAAAAAAAAUAAGAAUGAAGGUACUUGGCGACAUUACUUACAUUGCACUCAUGGUAGGAAGAAGAAGUCGACGGAACCUGAUCCGAGUAAGGAAAGGAGGCCUCUUACAUCUACUGAAAAGUUGGGGUGCGAGUUUCAGAUCAAGCUUGAGCGGUCAGGUGAUGGAUAAUGGUUGAUCCUAGGGGUGGCAAAUACAAAGAAUCCUGGUGCUAAUUUGGGUUUCCACAAUCAUCAGUUGGAGCUAUUUCCGGAAGGAUCAAAGGGAAGGAAUGUUCUGACUACAGAGGAUAAGCAAUACAUCAGAGAGCUGAGAUCAGCCGGUGUCCCACCAAGGAAUAUCCACAAGGCAGUGAAUGAGAGAAAAGGUGCAAAUGGAACACACAACAGAAAGCAGAUUUAUAACGAGUUGCAAAAGAUAAGGAAAGAAGAGCUUGGUCAGAUGACAGCCUUACAGUAUACUUUCCGCGUGGCGCAGGAGAAGGGUUACUAUGUGCAGUAUAUGGACGAUCGUAACGUGCUUACACACUUGUUCCUAGCCCACCCUGAGUCAAUAGAUUGGUCAAUCGCCCUUUGGCCGCGGUCAGCCGUCGGUUCAACCGCGCGUUGACCGUCGGUCAAACCGCGAUUGGACUGCGGUUGGCUUUUUUUUUUUUUUUUACCUUCUUCUCCGGCGACUGUGGAACGAGAUGGGCGGCGACGAUGGGCGACGGCGACUGGCGGGCGAUGGCGACGGAACGCGACGGCGGCGACUGUGGAGCGCGACUGUGGAGCGGGAUGGCGACGGCGACGCGAUGGGCGGCGGCGACUGUGGAGCGGGACGGCGACGGGACUGGCGGGCAGGAGUGGGCGGCGACGGGAGUGGCGGGCGGCGGCGACUGGCGGGCGAGAUCGGCGGCGGCGACGGGACUGGCGAGAGGAGUCCGGCCGGUGAGGGAGGUCGCGGGUGGUGAGAGCAGUUUUUUUUUUUUUUUUUACUGUAGUGGUGAGAGGAGUUGGGGGGAGUAGAAUUUGAAAAUUGGUAAGGGUUUGUUUGUUUAAGUCAAUUGGGAGUUUUUGUUUAAGGGUAUAUAAGUAAUUGUACAUUCAAGUUAGGGCGAUGUUUAGCAAUUCUUAGGGCGACAUUUAGCGAUUCAGUAAAAAAAAGGUUCUUGUUUGGUCACUACAAACAUUUAAUUUCAUUCGUUGUCACUAAGAUUAGUUCAGUAGUUUAAGUUUGAUCACUCUCCGUUAACUUUUGUUGAUGUGACAGUCAACCUUCAUAGUUGACCGUUAAAUGAGUGACGUGGCUAUUAAAAAAUAAUAAAAAUAAUAACAUUUAAUCUACAAUAAUUUCCACCUCAUUAAAAAAUAAAUUGAAAACCUAAUUUCUACUAAUUGGCGUUCCUUUCUCUUCUCCCCUUUCUUUUCAUCAACUCGACAACCACUCCUCCCACCAUCAAACCCCAACAGCAAUACGACGACGGAAUCAACCCUAUCGCCGCCGACCGGCCCACUUUCCCUCUCCCUGAAGGAGGCCUAACGGAGCUCCCUUUCGUCCCCCUAAUCCCCGUCUCCCAAAUUUCCCUUCCUUUCAACGACCCGCUCUCCCUCAAUUGUCACUACCACCGGAGGUAAUCCCAACAUCGGCGGCGGAGAGAGUGCCCCUGCCACCGCUGAAGGAGGAAAUAAAAAUAACAACAAUAAUAAUGACAACAGUAUUGCCGUCGGCGGGAGAGUGGCAGCGGGACAGGGGUUCCCAUAUUAGAGAAUGUCAUCGUACAUCCCAAAGUUCCCACCUUUCCCUUUCAUUCCAACCACGCCUACCAUGCCUUCUAUUCCCCUGCCUUGCCUCCAUCCCGAUUCCGGCGGAUUGCCCACAUGCGGUUCCCAUAAGGGCCAGUUGCAAACUGGCGGCAACCACUCACAACUAGGGGAAGAAGAGAAAGGGGCACUAAUUAGUAAAAAUUAGGUUUUUAA